CCCUGCUUUGUUUUCUACGUAUUUUUUGUUUAUUUCAUAUUAUUUGUUAACUGAUGGUGCUAAUUGUAAUCUCAUCCAGGAUACUAUUUAUGUAUUUUAUCUAUUUAUUAUUGCAGUUGAAUUUCGUCGGGAAACUGUUCGAUGAUUUGUCCAAAAGAACAAGUUCGAUGAAUAUAUCAAUAUUCAGGAUAGCUUUAUAUUUUUUAAUGGAGUUUGAUAUGGUUGGUGUUGACCCUUCACUUGCUAAUGCCUUCCGUAGAAUUCUUAUAGCUGAGGUCAUUAGCUGGGGGAAAUUUAUUGUCACAAGCCACGUCCAGGUCCCAGUUAGAGUUGCUGGAGGACUACUAUUUGAACUUUUAGGCCAGUCAGCAGUAUUAGAGAAACUAUACUUUACACAAGAGUAUAAUGUUGAUUCUACCUGAAAGUGUUACAAGUUCCAUCAUGUUGAGGCCGUGACUUUGAAAUUGGCUAAGAAGAAUUGUGAAAUUAGAAAAAAGCGAGGGCAUGUCUGUUCUGGAUUCAGAGGAAAGGAAAACUCUUCCAUCUUUCCUACCUGUGAAAACAGCAUUUUUUAAUCAGCUAAUUCAUGUUGCCUCAUUUCGUGGCGUUUAUUCAACUCUGAAGAUAUGAUUCAGGCUUUAUUUUUAGGUUACAAAGCGCUUAAACAAAGAAAGACAGCAAGAAAUGUUAAGAGAUGAUGGUUUCAGGAAUACAGAGCCACAUGGUUUACGUUUGAACAGUUCAGAAGCACCAACCAGCUCAGAAUUCUCUUCCGACAACUCAGCAUGUUACAUAUCACUAAAACAAAGAAAGACUACUAGAAAUGUCAAGAAUGAUGAUGGUUUUACUACAAGAUGUAAGUUAUGUUAUUGUUGAGGUACAAGUAAUUGCAUUCCUUUUGAGUGUUAGUUUGUUUAAGCCUUGCUGUUUGUCGUUUAAAUCAAGUGUCUUUUUAGUUCUCUGCGGUCUUAUCUGUCACUCACAAGUAUACUGCAUCUGCUACAAGUUGCUAAAUCAAGAGUUUUGUUUGACUCUCAUGUUAAUCUGAUUACUGACUGAUAAUCAUGCAGAAUUGCAGAAUGGUCCAAUGAUUGGUUUAUUGUUGUGUCAAGUCUUUUGUACAUGAGAAGCUUGGCUUCUCAAAGUAGCUUUCUCUUUCUGAUAAACACACAGAAGUAUCCCACUUUCAAAUUUCAAAUCCUAUUCCUCUCAUUGCUAAUGCUUUUUUUCUAUUUUGUAUUUUCUCUUUUCCUCUCAAGUUCUUACAUUGUUUAUAAGCUUUCAUAAUUUGAUAAUCUGUAUUUCUUGGUUUACAGAUUGCGGGGUUUAUUGAUUAUGCGUAUGCUUUUUGUUGACACAUACCAGAGAUUGUCCAACAGAUGAUAAGGAGAGGUUCAAGCCUUCAGUCAUGCCCAGUUACUGGAAAAGCAUUGAUAGCCUACAAGUAAGGUAUACUAAGUGACUAAUAUUCUGCCAACUAGAGUCUUCCUAAAGAGGAGAAAUAUUACUCAAAGCACUCGAUGUCCAAGAUGCAAUAUGAACGAAGAAACAAUUUCUCACAUUUUCUGGACAUGUCAGUGGGCUAUCAAAGCAUGGUGCUUCAUAAAAAAUUUAGUGGUCAGAGAAUAAGAUCAAGUAUGGUACACUGUAGUUGCAGCGACGCUUUGGAGCUUAUGGCUGGCGAGAAAUGAGACGGUAUUUAGCAAAACUAACCAAUCUGAGGAGGGCCUAAAAGGUCUAAUAAUGUUUCGCGUAACGCAAUGGGGUAAAAUUUCAAACAUACUGUGCUUUGGAAAUGAACCGUUAUGGAAGGCUAACCCGAAAGGUGCACUACGAGUUUAUUACAACAGGCUUUCAAAUGAUUACCGGAAGUUCAGACAUAACUCAUUUGAUUUGGUCUGUUCAGUGGAUGGAGCAUGGGACAAUUUCAACUUCAAUCUUUGCACUGGAUCUGUAGGAGGAUACGUAAGAUACAAAAAGGCAAUCUAAUAUAUGUUUUUUCGGGUCCAAUAAAUGCUCCAGAUGCUCUAUCAGCAGAAAUCGAAGCCAUUCUUCACAUUGUUCGUUUGAUCCUGUCAAAGCAGCUUAAGUAUUAAAGAAUUUAUGCAGAUAUGGCUAGGUUUGUUGGUUAGUAGGUGUAGCUGUCUGUUUUUACAUGUUUAAAACCUUAAGAGGUUGAUGGAAGUGUAGGUUGUAUUCCCAGGGUUGAUCCCUCAUAUAUUAAUAUUUAUGGCUUAGCAAAAAAGAAAGGUACACAAAUUGACUCGCACAAUUCUCACAUUUCAG
Molecule: messenger RNA, 2286 nt
Organism: Daucus carota subsp. sativus
Lineage: Eukaryota; Viridiplantae; Streptophyta; Magnoliopsida; Apiales; Apiaceae
Exons: 10
Coding region: 54-422 (122 amino acids)
Biological process (GO): DNA-templated transcription
Molecular function (GO): DNA-directed RNA polymerase activity; protein dimerization activity
Source: RefSeq, a predicted model, not a curated record